AUGUCAGAUGGAUCAGGACCUACACCCAAACCAGUGUUUACAUACAAAUCGAGACGAACCGGACUUGUUGCGUUAAAAAAGGGCAUGACUUCGAUUUUCGAUGAGUGGGGUCAGAUGGUUCCUGUUACUGUUUUAGAGGUAUCAAAUUGUCAGGUUAUUCGUACCCGAUUUCAUGCUGGAUCGGGUAAACAUAUGGUCGAGGUUGGAGCAGUUUCUCAGCGUCGUUCUUAUCGUCUUCAUCGGGCUCAAUUGUUUCAUUUCCGUAAAUAUCAAGUAUCACCUAAAAAGAAAAUCACAGAGUUUGACGUCACACCUGAUGCUUGCAUUCCUUCAGGUGUGAGACUGUUUGCAUCUCAUUUUGUUGCUGGACAGUAUGUUGAUGUGCAAGGAAAGACUAUGGGCAAGGGAUUUCAAGGUGUAAUGAAACGCUGGGGUUUUGGUGGUCAACCUGCUUCACAUGGUGUUUCUAUUUCACAUCGAUCCCUAGGUUCAAUUGGUCAAUGUCAAGAUCCUGGCAAGGUUUGGAAAGGAAAGAAAAUGCCUGGUCGUAUGGGUGGUGUUAAUCGUACUACACAAAAUCUCAAGGUCAUCAAGAUUGAUAACCAAUACAAUCUCAUCUAUGUUAAAGGCGGUGUUCCAGGUCCAGAGAAUGGAUACCUUCGUGUCACGGAUUCGAUCAAGAAGGGAUGGUUUAAAAAAACGUUUCCUGAAAAUGCCAUUGUACCAUUCCCCACAUACCUUGGUGAUGUCACUACACUUCCUCGCGAAUCAAUUGCUCCUGCACCAUCCGUAGGCACACGAGAUCCAUUCUCCAAGCAGCGUCGUGAACGAGACGCAUAG
Batrachochytrium dendrobatidis JAM81 is the source of this 840-nucleotide messenger RNA. Its product is annotated as mitochondrial 54S ribosomal protein YmL9. Gene Ontology annotation, biological process: translation. The coding region runs from base 1 to 840 and encodes 279 amino acids. The record is from RefSeq and is a predicted model, not a curated record. The transcript is spliced from 3 exons. Gene Ontology annotation, molecular function: structural constituent of ribosome. Gene Ontology annotation, cellular component: ribosome; mitochondrial large ribosomal subunit. Lineage: Eukaryota; Fungi; Chytridiomycota; Chytridiomycetes; Rhizophydiales.